CUAUUCUUACAGAUCUAUUUUUUUCACUGUCUAUCUGCGCCAGUUUAUACAAAGGGAAUUCUUCCGUAAUUCAGUUGCCAGAAGCAUCCCAAAAGAAUUUCGGAACAAUGCAGAUGUAUAACCUCAACUUGUACGCUCACGCCACGGUAUCCAACUGAAUGCAGCAAGAAUGUCUGGUCGGCAAACUUGCAUAAUUCUUGCACCAACAUUGAAUUUGACCGAAGCUUUAUUUAACCAUGAUUUGAAUGUUCAAUUUCUGCAGUUGCACCAUCAGAAACGAUAUCGAUGGCAAAAUUUUGGGAACCCUCUGCUUGCUAUUUUAUAG
Acanthoscelides obtectus is the source of this 325-nucleotide messenger RNA. Lineage: Eukaryota; Metazoa; Arthropoda; Insecta; Coleoptera; Chrysomelidae. The record is from the annotation of a GenBank genome assembly.